Molecule: messenger RNA, 3336 nt
Organism: Besnoitia besnoiti
Lineage: Eukaryota; Apicomplexa; Conoidasida; Eucoccidiorida; Sarcocystidae
Exons: 2
Coding region: 1-3336 (1111 amino acids)
Source: RefSeq, a predicted model, not a curated record
AUGGAAUCGGGCCUUCUUCCUCCUUCACAGCACAAACACGCAGGCGCCGAAGGAGAGAGAGUCUCUUCUCCCUCAAGGGGCGGGCUCUCCCCAGCCGCUUCAGGCCAGUCUGCUGAGUCUCUUUCUCCGCGGGGCUCGUGUGCCUUGCCACUGGUUUCUUCUCGCCCAUCUACCUCGCUCGCAACCUUUUCGCCUUCGCUUGCCUUCUCUGGCUGUUCUGCGGAGGCCACUGCAGAUCGGCGCGAGGCGGGGGCGCCCGAAGGCGCGGCUUUGUGCCUCGGAUGGACAUGGGAAGAAGCGGAAGUCCACACGCAGGACUUCCUCUUUUUUCUCAAUCAAGAGAGAACGUGUCGCUUCCUCUUUGUCGUCGAGCUCGAGCUCUCGCUCUUCCUCGCAAAAAUCGCCUCGCACCGACUCAAGGCGCUUCGAGUGCAUGCGCGCCUCAUCCGGAGACAGCUCGCGACGGUGAGAGGGAGCGCCCGCGACCUCGCCAGGCGCACGCCCGCGAGCCAGGGCGGAAAGGAGACCCAGGGGGAGCACCGCCUCGAAGCGGAGAGGCGAGAAGGCGAGGCGCAAGACGCAACUGCGACUUCAGCAGGCCUGAGCAGACAUGAUGGGGACGCGGGAGGAGGCGGCGGGCGAAUGGCGGACUGCGACCGCGGCGAGGGGCGCCAGAGUGUCGUCGACCUGGGCAGGGGCGGGCGGCCUCUGCCGGCAGCCUCGUCUGAAUUCGCCUCCUGCGGCCUCUCAGCGCUUGACCAAGCUUCCGCCCGUUCUUUGCGUUUGCAUGCGUGCGGCUGCGAGUGCUGCCCGCGGCUGCGGUGUACCUACACGCUGGAGUUCCCGCCGCUGUCGCCUCUGCUGCGCCGCCUGAUUCAUGCCCCACUGGCCUCCUCCCAUCUCAACGGCGGAGUCGCCCCUCUCGGCAGCGUCUCCUGGCGGCCCCAGCCGCGCGUCAAAGUCGCCGUCUCCCCCCCGUGUCCCUCGCCUGAGGGACCCACGUCCACGGAGUCUGCGCAGCCCCCUUCUCGACGCGUGUCUCUGAGUUCUUCGGCGGAGAGACAACAGCCUCGCGGGCUCGCAGGCGCCCCGAAGAAAGAGAUAUGCUCAGCUGUGCGAGGCGGGCGAGGAGACCUGGGCCCCGCGUGUGCCCCUGCGGACGCAGCUCUCCCCACAUUUCUUUCGAACGCGUCGACCAAGGAACAGUGCUGCUGGGGGGACGUCGUGACUGGAGGAGGGGAUGCAGGACGCGAAAGGAUUCGCUGCAGCGCUCUAGACGCAUCCGUCGUGUUUGGGGAGAUUGCGUCGCCUGCGCUGAGUUACGAAGACUUCAUACCCGGUCUCGGGGCGCUCGCCGCAGACUACGAGAGGCGGAAAAAGCGAGAAGCAGAAGAGAAACUUGAGCGGGACGAGGGACAGCCAAGCCGGCGUGAGCGCGGGCCCCAGCGACCCCACGGAACAGAGUCAGGCGCUUUGAGCGACGCGAGACGAGAGGGAAAGACACCGGACUCGUCACCGCGGCUUCCCGCAAGCCCCGGACGCGGCGCCGCUCCAACUGAAGAGGCAAGAGGAGAAAAGUCGAGGAAAUGCGGCAAAAAAGACGCAAGGGAGAUUGCCGCUCGCCAGUAUCCCGCGCACUCAGCGUUGGGCUCUGUGUGCGACAGCCUCGACGGUUUAGCGAGGGAAGAGACGCCCAAGAAGGGAAGGGAAGGUUCUAAGAGUAGAGGCGAGGACGACGAGGCGGGCGACGAGGAAGGCGAGAGACAAAACGGGAAAAAGACUGAUGCUCCUUCUUCUCGCGCUUGGCUGUCUCUCAAGGAUGUCAUGCAGGACGUCGAGCGCGGGAAAGUCGAAAUAAUUCAUCUCGUCCUUCUCCGGCGCGCGGUGAAAACGGGCAUUCGAGAGACGCUCGCCGCACUCGCGCACGCGCGGCAGGACAUGCACGCCCUCCACCUCGCAACUCGCGCGGAACUUCGCGACCUUGCCAGCCGUCCGGAGGCGACCGACGAGCGCUUGUGGCGGGAGGGAGGAGGGAAACAAGAAACCGAGACCGCGAACGGGAUGCAAGUUGAACCAGGCAGCCAAGGAGGAGACGGAGAUACGCCUGGCGAGACGCGAGGGAGGCUCGGGGCGGCCGGUGGCGGAGGGCCCGAAACCCCUGAGAGGCGCGGAAAGGCCUCCGAGACCCAGAGAAAAGAGGACGGCCUCGCGCCUCGCCAAGCGACUUCUUCCAGUUCUGCGUCGCCUAAGUCGACGCGUGGGGCUUCGCCGUCUGCGCAGAACUCGGGCUCUCUCCGCGGUCCCGCAGAGCUCGGCGCACGCGACUGCGAGGCGGGAGACGCCGCACAACUGAAGAGAACAGAGGGAACCGAGACAGCGAGGCCACUUACAGAGAAACAGUCGACGGCCGGCGUGGCGGGCGUGCGACGGGGAAGAGGCUUUCACCAUUACUCACCCGGCGGCACGCAGACUGCGGGCUGCGUGGGAGGAGGGUGGACGCCUCCGUCUUCUCGUCCGCUUUCGCCGUCUGCCUCCCCGCUUUCCUCUGCUUCUGCUUCUCGGUCGUCGGCCUCGAAUUCUGCCUCGUCUGCUUCUCUCGUGUGCCGAGGCGGCGUGGAGCCGCACGUCGACGCGAAGGAGGAUGCCCCCCCCUCCCCGGGCGCGCACAGAGGCCGGCUAGAGACAGUGCGGGGAGCGGCCCGCGCCGGGCACCAGGCGGCCGGAGACCCCCGAGGGCCAGGUGACCCCGGGGCUGCAGCCGAAGAAGCGGCGACGCAGUCACGCGGAAAGGCACACGAGCCAGCCGACGCGAGACUCCACCCGCAGAGGGCGAAGCCCGUCUGCGAGAGGGCGGAAAGCCAGGGCGCCGGUGCGCGGAGAGGAACCGCACGCCGAGGCCAUCCUAUUCACGCAGGACUUGCAUCGGGGCCGCCCCCCGGCGGCGCGGUGGAAGACAAGGGCGGGACGGCGUCGGACGACCUGGAAGAGGACGAAGAAGAGGCGGAAGAGGACGUGUAUGCGCUGCGCCCGCUUUUCUGCUACAACGCCUUCUCGCCGCCCCCGAAAACCUGGGGCGGCUUUCGCUCGCCAGGCACCCAUGUGCAGCCCUUCUGCUCUCUGUGUCUCCCGCCUCCUCCUGUCGCCGCCUCUUCCGCGUCCUCUUUUCCGUCUCGGCAUGCACCUCCCGCUUCGCCCGCGUCCCACCGAGCCGCCGCGGCCUUCGCGCGGCUGACCUACCACCCCUCGUGGGUGUUCCCCGAGGUGCAGGCGUUGCGGGAAGAAUCCGCGGCCCUGACAGCCGAGCAGGCGCCUCGAGGGGGGGGGCGCUGCCGCUAG